AUGCCCAGCUCAGAAGAGACCGUCGGGUCCCCCUGCAAGCGGACCCGAGCCGCCGAGGAGGGCUACAUGCGGCGGCUCCGCUUUGUCCGGCUGUCGGAGCACGCCACGGCUCCGACCCGGGGGUCCGCGCGGGCCGCCGGCUACGACCUGUACAGUGCUUAUGAUUAUGCCAUACCACCUAUGGAGAAAGCCCUGGUGAAGACGGACAUUCAGAUAGCUCUUCCUUCUGGGUGCUAUGGAAGAGUAGCUCCACGUUCUGGCUUGGCUGCAAAACACUUCAUCGAUGUAGGAGCUGGUGUCAUAGAUGAAGAUUAUAGAGGAAAUGUUGGUGUUACAUUGUUCAAUUUUGGCAAAGAGAAGUUUGAAGUCAAAAAGGGUGAUCGAAUUGCCCAGCUCAUUUGUGAACGGAUUUUUUAUCCAGAAAUUGAAGAAGGUCAAGUCUUGGAUGAUACUGAAAGGGGUUCAGGAGGUUUUGGUUCUACUGGAAAGAAUUAAAAUUUGGGCCAAGAAUAGAAAAUGAGAAGCAUACUUUUUAUUAAAAGUAAUAUAGGGUUUGCUUCAAGUGUUUUUGGUGUUUUGCACCAUUGUAAACUUAAUGGCUUUAACUUGUAAAAAGUAUUUUAUUUUCUUAUGAUAGGAGGAAAAGGUACUUCUAUCAGGAUUAUGUGGGAACUUAUUUUGUGUGUUUUUCAACUGAUGGUUGUAUGAAAAUCUACUUUGUGAAUACUUGAUGCAAACGUUUUUAAAAAUCAGAUGUACAAUUUAAUUCAAUAAAGAACAUUUCUUUGGUUCUGCUUUA
This is a messenger RNA of Perognathus longimembris pacificus (Pacific pocket mouse), 799 nucleotides long. Its product is annotated as deoxyuridine 5'-triphosphate nucleotidohydrolase, mitochondrial-like. Gene Ontology annotation, biological process: dUMP biosynthetic process; dUTP catabolic process. Gene Ontology annotation, molecular function: magnesium ion binding; dUTP diphosphatase activity. The record is from RefSeq and is a predicted model, not a curated record. NCBI's taxonomy places the organism in Eukaryota, Metazoa, Chordata, Mammalia, Rodentia, Heteromyidae.